GGUGGGAGGGGGGUUGGCCUAGGUGGUCCGGAGUGGCAGGAAAGGAGGAAGAUGGCGGGGUGCAGGGGGUCUGUGUGCUGCUGCUGCAGGUGGUGCUGCUGCUGCGGCGAACGCGAGAGCCGCACUCCCGAGGAGCUGACCAUCCUUGGGGAGACACAGGAAGAGGAAGAUGAGAUCCUUCCAAGGAAAGACUAUGAGAGUCUGGACUAUGACCGCUGUAUCAACGACCCUUACUUGGAGGUAUUGGAGACCAUGGAUAAUAAGAAAGGGCGAAGACAUGAGGCGGUGAAGUGGAUGGUGGUAUUUGCCAUUGGUGUCUGUACUGGGCUGGUGGGCCUCUUCGUGGACUUUUCUGUGCGACUCUUCACCCAACUCAAGUUCGGAGUGGUUCAAACGUCGGUGGAGGAAUGCAGUCAGAAAGGCUGCCUCGCCCUGUCUCUCCUGGAACUCCUGGGGUUUAACUUAACCUUUGUCUUCCUGGCAAGCCUUCUUGUCUUGAUAGAGCCGGUGGCAGCAGGCUCUGGAAUCCCAGAGAUCAAGUGCUAUCUGAAUGGUGUGAAAGUGCCAGGAAUUGUCCGGCUCCGAACCCUGCUCUGCAAAGUCUUUGGGGUGCUGUUCAGUGUGGCUGGAGGGCUCUUUGUGGGGAAAGAAGGCCCCAUGAUCCACAGUGGUGCCGUGGUAGGAGCUGGCCUCCCUCAGUUUCAGAGCAUCUCCUUAAGGAAGAUCCAGUUUAACUUCCCCUACUUCCGCAGCGACAGAGACAAGCGUGACUUCGUAUCAGCAGGGGCGGCUGCUGGAGUUGCUGCAGCUUUUGGGGCCCCUAUAGGGGGCACCUUGUUCAGCCUGGAGGAGGGCUCGUCCUUCUGGAACCAGGGACUCACGUGGAAAGUGCUCUUCUGUUCCAUGUCUGCCACCUUCACCCUCAACUUCUUCCGCUCUGGGAUUCAGUUUGGAAGUUGGGGUUCCUUCCAGCUGCCUGGACUGCUGAACUUUGGUGAAUUUAAGUGCUCUGACUCUGAUAAAAAAUGUCAUCUCUGGACAGCUAUGGAUUUGGGUUUCUUCGUCGUGAUGGGGGUCAUUGGGGGCCUCCUGGGAGCCACAUUCAACUGUCUGAACAAGAGGCUUGCAAAGUACCGUAUGCGCAACGUGCACCCGAAACCUAAGCUCGUCAGGGUCUUAGAGAGCCUCUUGGUGUCCCUGGUGACGACUGUGGUGGUGUUUGUGGCCUCCAUGGUGUUGGGAGAAUGCCGACAGAUGUCUUCCACGAGUCAAACGGGUAAUGGCUCCUUCCAGCUCCAGGUCACAUCGGAAGAUGUGAAUUCAACUAUCAAGACAUUUUUCUGUCCCAAUGACACCUACAACGACAUGGCCACACUCUUCUUCAACUCCCAGGAGUCUGCCAUCCUGCAGCUCUUCCAUCAGGAUGGGACUUUCAGCCCCGUCACCCUGGCCUUAUUCUUCACCCUCUAUUUCCUGAUGGCAUGCUGGACUUUCGGCACCUCUGUCCCCAGUGGCCUCUUCGUGCCUUCCCUGCUGUGUGGAGCAGCUUUUGGACGUUUAGUUGCCAAUGUCCUGAAAAGCUACAUUGGACUGGGCCACCUCUAUUCUGGGACCUUCGCCCUGAUUGGUGCGGCGGCUUUCUUGGGUGGGGUUGUAAGAAUGACCAUCAGCCUCACAGUCAUCCUGAUUGAGUCCACAAAUGAGAUCACCUAUGGGCUUCCUAUUAUGAUCACUUUGAUGGUGGCCAAGUGGACUGGAGACUUUUUCAAUAAGGGCAUUUACGACAUCCACAUUGGGCUGAGAGGUGUGCCUCUUCUGGAGUGGGAGACAGAGGUGGAGAUGGACAGGCUGAGAGCCAGCGACAUCAUGGAGCCCAACCUGACGUAUGUCUACCCACAUACUCGUAUCCAGUCUCUGGUGAGCAUCCUGCGUACUACAGUCCACCAUGCCUUCCCAGUGGUCACAGAGAACCGCGGCAACGAGAAGGAGUUCAUGAAAGGCAACCAGCUCAUAAGCAACAACAUUAAGUUCAAGAAGUCCAGCAUCCUCACCCGUGCUGGUGAGCAGCGCAAGCGGGGCCAGUCCAUGAAGUCUUACCCUUCCAGCGAGCUGCGCAACGUGUGUGAUGAGCAUGUGGCUUCUGAGGAGCCAGCAGAGAAGGAGGACCUGCUACAGCAGAUGCUGGAGAGGAGAUACACUCCCUACCCCAACCUAUACCCUGACCAGUCCCCGAGUGAAGACUGGACCAUGGAGGAGCGAUUCCGUCCGCUGACCUUCCAUGGCCUCGUCCUGGCUCCCAGCUCACACCCUGCUGUGUAUUUACUCGGAAAUCAGUCCAGUGCCAGCCAACCACGCCUUUCUUAUGCUGAGAUGGCUGAGGACUACCCGAGGUUUCCGGACAUACAUGACCUGGACCUCACACUGCUGAAUCCCCGCAUGAUUGUGGACGUCACACCAUAUAUGAAUCCUUCACCAUUUACUGUCUCCCCCAACACCCACGUUUCUCAAGUUUUCAACCUGUUCAGAACCAUGGGCCUGCGCCACUUGCCGGUGGUGAAUGCGGUGGGCGAGAUCGUGGGGAUCAUUACACGACACAACCUGACGACUGAGUUCCUGCAGGCCCGGCUACGGCAGCAUUACCAGACCCUCUGACAGUUGAGCCCGGCUGCAGCCAGCCCACUGUCCCAGAGAUGCCUCUGCAGGUGGCCGGCACGAAGGCUCCCAGUCAACCAUUUGCUCAGAUGCCUGGAGUCCUGGAAGAUGGGGGUCAGAGGUUUUUGGGGAUGUGCUGAGCAGGAAGUUGGGGUUUUACUAAAUUCCUCUGUAAGAAUCUUCCAUUCCCCAGCUCCCCUAGAGAGAGAUCAGGGUGCUGUUGGGCUGGAUCCUAGGUGGAACUUGGUGCCUCUCUGUUGCUGUUUGUCGGAGAGCCCCGCUGUUGCCCAGACCUUUCCGGGAAGGAGUUGGACUGAGGCCGACACUGAGGAUCUUGUUUGCGUAUCAAGAAUUGGGCACUAAGAACCCGUCCCCAUGUCUGGGGAGGCCUGGGAUCAGAGCCAGGACCUCAUAUACACUCUGCCUCUUCAGUGGCCAUUGUUUUCCUUCUGUUUCCUAGGAGUGAGCUCAUGCUCUUGACCCUGGGGCUUGAAUGUUCUUAGAAUCAUUCCUGACCAGACCCCUGAUGCUAACAUUCCAGCUAACAGCCUCUAAGCAUUAAAUCCCACCACAGGAACCACAGCGUCUCCCCUCUGUGAGCAUUCAGUAGUCCCCACUCACUGCUUACACCUGCUCUCCCAGUGACCUGCGCUCUCCCAGGGUCAUUCCUUUCCUCUCCACAACCACUUGACUUUCUAAGCCUUCAUCUCUCUUCCUGGUGGGGCAGCUGCAACUUACCUUGGAUUCAUUCCCAAAGUUAGGCAAAAUUGAGGAACCCCUAGACAGAGCCACUGCCCAGAGCUCUAGCAAAUUUGGGAUUGCUCUAAAAGCUGGCAAGCAAGCUGCCCUGAGCCAGGGCCAAUCAAGGUCCGACCUUAGCAGAAAGCCAGCAGCUCCUGUCAUGGUCACUGCUCACGCUCAGCUUCCCCUCCACUCCCCACUCAGCCCUCUUCCUGAGGACUUGGCGAGGAACCCGUCUGUGCAGCUGCUGGUCUCAGGGCUGGGGAGGGGAUGCUCUUGCCCUUGUGCCUCACCACAUCAUGGCUUCUUUCUCUCCUGGCUGCUGGUCCUCUCUGAGUCCGCACUUCAGUGAACACCUGGGUAGGACAUCGCAUUCAUCUUCCUGCAACCCAGGGCCCCUGUGGCAGCUGCUCUUGGGUACAGGUGGCAUUCAUUUGUGUUGGAUACUUUUUAAACCAUGGAACUUGCUGGAGGGCAUCUGUGCUAAGCCUGGCUUCUAGCGGUGAGACCGCCAGGCUUGGCAGAGUCCCCUGACCAGCACUUGGGAAAUUGUUCCACCGCCUUGGUUGGGGGCUACCUUGGAUCUUUAGGUCUGACAGUGACCCUGGCCCUCUGUUUUCCCCAUUUGAUUAUCUUUUUAUCAGACUUACUCUGUUUUCAGCUUCUAACUUGGGGUGGGAGUGGGAGUGUGGGAGGGGGAGGGGGUUGAAACCUCCCCACAAGUACUUGGAAAAAUAGCUAAGCGGGGUUGUGUUUGGCCUGCUGCCAGCUUCAUUUUAUGGCUGAUUUCAAUGCCUGCCCUGCUUUGUGCUCCACCAAGAAGGAAACCAGUUGCCCACACUAAGCAAAGCAUGACACACCACAGAAUUAUCUUCCAGCCUAGUGGGUUUGCAGAGUUGUAGCCUGUGGAGGAAGGGCCUCAGUCCACAGCUUCCUCUGUGUGUGUGUGUGUGUGUGUGUGUGUGUGUGUGUGUGUGUGUGUGUGUGUGUGUGCGCGCGCGCAUGUACAGUCACCAUCAGUUUAGCCCAGAAUGGACAGGGUCCGCACAUCCUCACCCUGGAACUCAUGUUCCUCUAGGACACUCAGUUUUCUGUGUCCCUCCCUGCUGAACCUGCCUCUCCAGAAAAGCCCAAAGACAACAGCUUUUUCACCUGUGAACUAUAAGUGUAAGCCCUGGACCUCUUCUCCCAUGGCAGUCCCUUGGAACUAGUGACUUAGUCUCUUAACCUGUUGCAGCUCUGUUCCCCCACCCCACCCCCAGUGCCACAGCACCUUGUCAAACACAGCUCCUUGGAGGGACACCGAAGUUGGCUUGAGGCAGUUUUCCUGGCAUUUGUGUGGCUCCCUGGUACUGCUGUGGGAGUUUGGUAUUUUAUGAGAUGUCUGCAUGUGACCUUGUUAAGCAGUUCCAGCUGGAACGGACAUUAGCUUGACUCAGCUAGCCAUGUGACAUUUUGAUGCGGACCUUGGUGACAAGAAAGCUUCCGGAGAAGCCAGCACAGCCCUCCUGGCCCAGCCAUGUGGAUGUGGAGUGUUGCCCUCAGCUCCUGUGGACCUCAGUGACUGUCUGUCCAGCUGCAGCUUCUGUCUUUCUGUUUGUUCAUACUGUCUGUUUAUAUGGUAGCAUUAGCUGAUGCCACUGUGUACAUAAAUGGUACCUUUUUUUAAUUUGUAAAGGUCUAUUUUUAUUUGGCCCUUUGGAAGGUGGACGUUCUUGUGGUCACUCUUAAGUCAGAAUAAAAUGUCUGCACCUUCUCUGUA
This is a messenger RNA of Rattus rattus (black rat), 5155 nucleotides long. It is a transcript of the gene Clcn6, whose product is annotated as chloride voltage-gated channel 6. Gene Ontology annotation, cellular component: lysosomal membrane; intracellular membrane-bounded organelle. Gene Ontology annotation, molecular function: voltage-gated chloride channel activity. The record is from RefSeq and is a predicted model, not a curated record. The transcript has 24 exons. Lineage: Eukaryota; Metazoa; Chordata; Mammalia; Rodentia; Muridae. Gene Ontology annotation, biological process: chloride transport; transmembrane transport. The coding region runs from base 52 to 2652 and encodes 866 amino acids.